Messenger RNA from Fusarium redolens, 585 nucleotides. Its product is annotated as Isochorismatase-like protein. The coding region runs from base 1 to 585 and encodes 194 amino acids. The record is from RefSeq and is a predicted model, not a curated record. Lineage: Eukaryota; Fungi; Ascomycota; Sordariomycetes; Hypocreales; Nectriaceae. The transcript has 2 exons.
AUGUCUACUGUAGGGGUCGCUUUCCGCACUUUGCUCGGCAUCAAGCCUUCUACUGCUUCCACCAGCGACAGCGUUCUGGUCAUUAUCGAUGCCCAAAACGAGUAUGCCACUGGAAAGCUUAAGAUCGAAAAUAUUGAAGCCUCGCGUCCCGUUAUCGCCUCUCUACUAGAGAAGUACCGUGCUGCCAAGGCACCCGUCGUCCACGUCGUUCAUGCCACACCUUCGGGUGCGCCUGUUUUCACCCCGGAUACAGAGCUUGCCGAGGAGUUCGACGAGUUGAAGCCUACGGAAGGCGAGAAGGUUGUUGAAAAGUCGCACCCAGGCUCGUUCACAGGAACGGAUUUGCAAGAAGUCUUAACUGCUACCGGUAGGAGCAAGAUUGUGCUUGUCGGCUACAUGGCCCACGUCUGCAUUUCAACUACUGCUCGUCAAGGCGCUGAGCGAGGAUGGGAUAUUCUGGUGGCCGAAGAUGCGGUUGGCGACAGAAACAUCCCCGGCGUCAACGCUCAAGAGUUGAAGAAGGUGGCUCUCCGCGAGAUCGACGACGCCUUUGGUACCAUUGUUCAAAGCAAGGAUAUCAACUAG